Messenger RNA from Anopheles coluzzii, 5492 nucleotides. It is a transcript of the gene Alg11, whose product is annotated as GDP-Man:Man(3)GlcNAc(2)-PP-Dol alpha-1,2-mannosyltransferase. The coding region runs from base 1328 to 2764 and encodes 478 amino acids. The transcript has 3 exons. The record is from RefSeq and is a predicted model, not a curated record. Gene Ontology annotation, molecular function: GDP-Man:Man(3)GlcNAc(2)-PP-Dol alpha-1,2-mannosyltransferase activity. Gene Ontology annotation, biological process: protein N-linked glycosylation. Lineage: Eukaryota; Metazoa; Arthropoda; Insecta; Diptera; Culicidae. Gene Ontology annotation, cellular component: endoplasmic reticulum membrane.
UUUAUGCGGAUGAUGUUAGGCUGUUUCGUAUCGUACGUAACACUUCAGACUCUCUUUCUCUGCAAAGAUCGAUUGAUGUUUUCUCUGACUGGUGUAUCAAUAACGACCUGCUAAUUUCUGUUGAUAAGUGUACGUCAAUGUCUUUCUUUAGAAUAGCUAGUCCGAUAAGGUAUAUCUAUAGCAUAUCAGGGACACAACUACCGCGGUGCAAUACGGUCAGGGAUUUAGGAGUCACCCUGGAUCGCAAACUAGAUUUCCGACAACAUUACUGUGAUAUUUUAGACAAAGCUAACAAAAUGCUAGGAUUUAUUCGUCGACAUUCGAGAGAACUCAAUGACCCACACUGCCUGUUAACUCUGUAUAAGUCCUAUGUUCGUUCCAUCCUCGAGUUUAGUUCUACAGUUUGGUGUCCAUUCUCUAGUGUUUGGUCCAAUAGAAUAGAAGCUGUCCAAAAGAGAGUUACUCGUAUUGUCCUACACUUCACUCCGUGGCGUAAUGUAACCCCUCGUCCAUCGUAUCAUACUCGUUGUUUGUUGUUUGGUCUGGACACACUUGCUAGGAGACGUGAUAAUGCCCAAUGUACGUUUUUGUCCAAACUUAUUGUCGGUGAGAUAGAUUCGCCAGAACUACUGGCUAGAGUCAACAUAAAUGUCCCUCCUAGAGUGUUCCGUAACUACAGACUAAUAAGAACUGACCUUACAAGACGUGCAUACAGCGAGAACGACCCAAUGACUGCGAUGGCCCGUAAAUUUAAUCAGCGUUACACUUCAUUUGACUGGCACCUACCUACUAGAUUUUGUUGAUCCGUUUUGUCAUUGUACACUGCGUUAGUUAUUUAAGUUUUAGUUUUAAUUCAGUGAUAAGGCCGCUUGUUUGGCCAAUCACUUAAUACAAUAAACAAUACAAUACAACAAUACAAUGUAUGUGUCAAAUUAGUACAAUUUGUUGUCAAAUUAAGAAAACUGCGUAUGACUGCAUCCUUGUAUAAGAGGUAGCGCGUUUCUCGGGGACUGCCUGUAUUGUGGAGAUGAGUGUUCAUUUUUGCUACUUGGGUGCCCAAAAAGUUGUAACUAACGCGGGUAUGCGUUUGUUUUCUCGCGCUAAUGGACUGUCGUCGAUUCUAGCAACCGUUCUUGCUCACCGACUGUCAUGCGGCGUCAGGCACGCAGCUCCCACGUAGAACAUUCCGCGUCAUUGCUGCAAGCGAUCGAAACCAGGUGCGAUGUGUGGUGCGAUUCAGUGUUAAAAUAAACAUCAGCCAAAAGUGUUGAGGACAGCACAUUAAUUGCUUGUGGCCGUAAUCGAACUCUCGUUGUUCGGCUCAGCAAUGUUCUGCUGGUGCAGCUUCGUCUACGUCCUGUUCUUUCUGGGCUCAUUCUUGGCAAUCGGCCUGCUGACGGUGUGUUUGCUGUUGCGACAGCUCAUAAAAUUCCAACGCCGGAAGCGGACCGAUCCGUCCGUCAAGCAUGUAGCAUUCUUCCACCCGUACUGCAAUGCGGGCGGUGGCGGCGAACGGGUCCUGUGGUGCGCCAUCCGGGCGCUGCUGACGCGGUACGAAAACAUCAAACUGUUCGUCUACACCGGCGACACGGAUGCGAAGCCGGCCGACAUACUAGCCAAGGCGGAGCGUAGCUUCAACCUCAAGCUGGCGGCGGAUCGCAUCACCUUCGUGUACCUCAGCAAGCGCUGCUGGGUGGAAGCGUCCAAAUACCCGCACUUCACACUGCUCGGGCAAAGCUUGGGCUCGAUUGUGCUCGCGUUUGAGGCGCUGCUCAAGCUGCAGCCGGACGUGUUCAUUGACACGAUGGGGUACGCGUUUACGUAUCCCGUGUUUAGCUACUUCGGUGGGUGCAAGAUUGGCUGCUACACUCACUAUCCCACCAUCAGCACCGACAUGCUGCGGCGCGUCCAGUCGCAGACGCAAUCGUUCAACAAUCGAGGCUAUGUGGCGAAGAACCCGUUUGCCACGUGGCUGAAGAUCGUGUACUAUCGGCUGUUUUCGCGCAUUUACGGCUGGGUCGGGCGGUGCGCCGACACGGUGAUGGUGAACUCGUCCUGGACCGAGAACCACAUCAUCUCGCUGUGGGAUGUGCCGUACAAGACGCACCGCGUCUAUCCGCCGUGCGAGGUGUCGCAGCUGAAGCGGCUAGAAUCGCUGACGGACGAGCGGGACGAGCAGAUCAUCAUCCUGUCCGUCGGCCAGUACCGGCCGGAGAAGGACCAUCCGCUGCAGCUGCAGGCAAUGUACGAGCUGCGCACGCUGCUGAACAAUGACGAGGCGCUGUGGAACCGGCUGAAGCUGCUGAUCGUCGGCUCGUGCCGGGACGAGGAGGACCGGGUGCGGGUGAAAAACAUGCAGGAUCUGGCGAAGCAUCUGUCGCUGGAAAACGCGGUCGAGUUCCGGGUGAACGUGCCGUACCGGGAGCUGCUCGAGUGCUACCAGCGGGCCACGAUCGGGCUGCACUGCAUGUGGAACGAGCACUUCGGCAUCAGCGUGGUGGACUGUAUGGCGGCCGGGCUGAUCAUGGUCGCGAACCGCUCCGGCGGACCGCUGAUGGACAUUGUCGAAACGUCCGAGGGCAGCCAGAACGGCUACCUGGCGUUCGAUGCGUACGAUUAUGCGCGCUGCAUCGCCAACAUACUGUACAACACGCCGGAGUACAAUGCGCGCAUCCGGGAGGCGGCCCGCGCCUCGGUCGAACGGUUUUCCGAGAAGGAGUUCGAGAACGGAUUUCUGCGUGCGAUUUCACCAAUCAUGGAUUGAAGCUUCGCACAGCACCGUUGUACCCCAAAGCUCAAGAACCUCUGUAUACACAACGAAGGACUUUCGGAGUUAGCUUUAAUUGCUCUGUUGCAUCGUUUCUUCAUCUACAUUGUAAAAAUGUUAGCAGCAAUGAGAUCGGCCAGCGUACAUGUGGUGAGCGAAAGUAAUAUCUAUGUGCAAUCAAUUUUGGCGACCGCGCACAAUCUUGUUUUUUGAAUUUAUUUGAUUUAUAUUGUUCUUUAAUCGUGCAAAAGAUGUGAUAUGUAGUAUAUUUUGGAAGUACUGGUAUAAUUUCAGCGUUACAAUAUUCAGAUUAGUCCUUCGAAAUGUCAGCGAAAGCCUUAAGCUUAUAAUAUUUGAUGAUUUUUGUGGAGGCUCGAAAUAUGAUAGAUCCGGACACACGAAAUUAAGCUUAACAUUGAAGCUAUAUGGUCAGACCUUGAAGUAUUUUUGUGGAUUUUUGAAGGACAAGCCGAGUCCCUUCUGGCAGCAUUGGUUAACGAUUUUUCGAUAAAUACCUACCUGCAUUUUGAGCAGGGUAAGAUGUUCAAGCAGUUAUUACUGCAAUAACUUUCCUUCUUCCAUCAUUCUGUUCUCUCAGUUCUGUUCAAGGUUAUUUUUAACCUUUCGUUUCGUUUACAUUAUGCAGCCCUUUGCCUACCCGUGAACCCAUGUACUCUAUGGGUAGUGAGCGUACAAUUCGAAUUACAAUUCGAAUGAAAAUAAUUCAUGUUUUUUUAUGUGUGCGUUUGUAACCAGCACUGAAGCGUUGUGAUUAUUUACGAUCGUUGACCAUAAUUUUUGGUAUGGGAUAUUCCACUCCUUUACACUCGAUAGUGUGUUUCCCAUCGCUUUUUUCUACGAUGUUCAAGGCAAUACUUCGUUCCUUGAUGUCUACGUAAUGAGAAAUGAACAAUGUGUUCGUAGCUAUGUGUAGCUUUGUUCAGUAGGGUUCUAAGUUUUAGUACUAUUUGUAUGGGGAGCCACUGAACCACUGUCUCCACAUCAAUGAUAGAACAUUCGAAGACAUAUGCUCUUCGUGCUCAAGGCUAUGUUUUUCGAGAAUAUUUAUUACAUUCACCUGAACAUGUUAAUGGACAUGGCGAUGUGCCUAAACGUAAAAAUCCUUUUGUUUUUUUUAAUUCUUUCUACAUCCAUUUAAAAGUGAUAUACCAUGCUCAUUUCUAGAAUAGUAUCCGUACUAAAUCCUUCAUCAUUAAGGUUUAGGAUGUACCGCUGUAAACGUUCUUUAUCGCUUGUGUCAUUUAUUUAUCUGAUUUUUAACAGCAGUUUAUUUGUCCGUUUUUUCCGUUCCGUAGAAGUAUUCUAAUCGCUUUUCACCAUUGGUGUCGCCAGAGAUAUAUUUUUUCUGUUCUCUUGCUGUUGAUGAUUCGUUCACUAGUUAUCUUGUGUCGAACGCAUUGUGUUUUAUUUAUUGAAAGUCUUUCAAUUCAUGAACCUCUUUCUUCAGCGCAAAUAUCUCACUAUGUUCUUCGUUACUGGAUUCUUGUUUUACGCUACAUGCAUUUACCUUCGCCCCCCUUGAGGGAUAGAGGAAUGGGUAAAAAGAUAAAUCAAAACUCUUUAAAUAAGGAGUCGAUAGAUUUAGUCGUUGUGAGUUAACCUAGUGCUGCAAUCAAGUGUGGAAUGAUUGUAACAUAUUUGACGGGUUUUAAAGACAUACUUAGAAUUAUUAUUAAUUAGGUUACUGGAUACCGGUAGCCCAACGCCUUUUAUAAUUCAAAACUUCUUGCUACAGGAAGCGGAAAUCGCGUAAAAGGCGUAAACCUUAUCACAUUAAACAUACUUAUAUUAAUAUUACUAGUUACGCGUGACUGCGUCUGAUUGGUGAAUGUAGUAGUUUUCGAAGUUUGAGCAAUUACGGUAUCCUGCCGGUACGCAUCGGAAGAGUAAGAAGUAAUUUGUCCGCUUCCAUAUGUACAAUACGUGCAGAUUGUAGCGUACAUUGCUUACUUAAAUAACAACACGUUCAAGUAGCGCGUUCAUCUCCCGAUCCAUGCAUUUCGAGAUUUAAGACAAAGCUUUUUUGUUGUACGACAUUCGAGUGUUUGAUGGGUUUUAAAGAGAUAUUUGGAAUUAUUAUUAAUAAGGUUACUGAUACAUGAUUUUUGUUCUUAACGAAAUUGGACAAAUUGGAACGUCUUGCGCUUUCGUUUGAAUAAUCAGGCUCUGAUACUCGGUACAAUGUUUACCUCGACCCAUUGUUCCACUGCAUGCCCUCUUAAGCAUUCCUUUUGUCUCAUUGCAUUCUCAACCGCCGUAAAUCCACAAACUGUAGUGGAAUCUUUACAAGAUCUGAUAAACAGACCAUUAUUGACCAUGCCUCCAGGCUCUGAUACUCGGUACAAUGUUUACCUCGACCCAUUGUUUCACGUAGCGACUAACGCGCACAUCCUGGUUUGCCAAAUAACACUUAACUGUUCGCGAUGUGUGCUUUGAGUCGUUAUCAUGCUGAAAGAUGUAAUGCUCUUCGCUUCCGAAUGUUUCUCGAGCGUAUGGCAACAUCUUACGACUAAUUCUGUGUUUCUGUACUAAGAAUUAUUACUAAUUAGGUUAUUGGACACCGGUUGGUUUUCGAAGUUUGAGCAAUCAAGGUAACCUGCCUCCUGCCGGUACGCAUCGGAAGAGUAAGAAAUCUCCUCUGAUACUCGGUACAAUGUUUACCUCGACCUAUUGUUUCAUGUAGCGACUAUUUCUCUCCGGUUAG